CAGAGUGAGACACAGCUCUGUGUCUCGCCGCUCCCUUCCCCGGAAGGAAAGAGCCACCGUGCGGAUGAGUGUGGCGCUCCGAUUGCCAUGUGACGGAGGGCAGCGCCGAGACGACCCAGCGUGAGGGCCCUGAUCGCUGUCGGGCAGCCCCUCCCAUUGGAGGAGGGCGAGGGGGAGUCGGGACACGGGUUCUAGUCCUGGGUCUGGGAUGGGGGGGGGAGGGGAUCCAGUGGCUUAAAGCUUGUUCCCCCCGCUGAUGCCUUGGCUUUGUUCCAUUUCCAGAUCCCCCUCCGGGUGCUGCCACCAGAGGAGUUGCCAUGUCCGUGGCGGUGAAUCUGACCGGUCCGGCCCCCUGGGGCUUCCGGAUCACGGGAGGAAGGGACUUCAGGAAGCCCAUCAUUGUGUCCAAGGUGAUAGAGCACGGCAAGGCAGCGGCCGGCGACCUGCGACUGGGUGACGUCAUCACGUCCAUCAAUGGCGAGAGCACGGCCGGCAUGCUCAACGUGGAGGCGCAGAACAAGAUCAAGCAGAGCUCCGGCCAGCUCCAGCUGCAGGUGGCCAGCUGCCACCCGAGCAGCUCCCCGGUGACGGUCCUGCCUCUGAUCAACCGCACACCAUCGCCCCACGGCUCCUGGGAGAUGGGGAGGGCCCCAGGCAGGGCCUCGCCCUCGUACAGCCCCCGCAGCAGCCUGGACUCGGAGUCAGCCAUGCGGCGCCUGGAGGAGGACUCCGAGGUCUACAAGAUGAUGCAGGAGAACCGGGAGGUGCGGGCUGCGCCACGGCAGUCCAGCACCUUCCGCAUGCUCCAGGUGGCUCUGGAGAGUGACGGGAGAGAUGGCACCACAGCCCCCUUCCCCAGCCAGCUGUCCCCCAGCGCCCACAAGCCGGUCGCCAGCUCCGUGGCCCAGAAGCUGCACGUGUGUGAGAAGUGCGACACCAGCAUCAGGGCCCGCCCCCGCCACUCCUCCUGCUACGUCUGCACCGACUGCGGCCUCAACCUCAGGCUGGGGGGCCACUUCUGGGUGGGCGAGGAGCUGUUCUGCGAGAAGCACGCCCGCCAGCGCUACCAGGGCCUGGGGAAGGGCGCCGCGGCCACGGCCGUCGCCUCCGAGUCCUGAGCCGCCCCCGGAGGGCAAGGGACUGGAGCACCCUGGCAUCGCCACAUCCCACAAACGCCACGUCCCACGCUGGAAAUCACACUGCUGCCUCCUGCGCUCGGCCUCCCUCGGUCGGCUGCCAGGCCCUUCCUCCUGCUCCUCCCCAGCCCGUCGCCUUCGCUGCCGCUGCCGCAGCCGCCGACGGAGAGAGGCCGAAGAGGGAGCCUACUAGGUAGAGAGUAGCGGCUGGCCUCUAGGUCGUCAGUUCUAAUCCAGCUCCUUCUGCUCAGCCAGGCCCUGCUGCAGAAAUGAGCUUGGUUGGUUCUGAGCCUGUUCCUUCCAAAGGCCAGUGGCCGCCAGGCACUGUCGCAAACCGGCCCCACAAGGACCGAACGGAGCCUGGUCUGCGGGAGACGCGUGGCCCUGUCGUCUUCCUGCGCGGUGGGGGGCGGGUUUGGACUCUGGGGCUGCCGGCUCCGUCCUCGCCAGGCCCCCUCUAGGAGAAAGAGACCCACUGUCGCCUCUUUCUCACGGCCGCUGCGGGGAGGGAGGAGGGUGGUGCUCGCUCACAUAGGUACCGGGGGCAUUGCGGGGAGAGGGGGGAUGGGA
Molecule: messenger RNA, 1706 nt
Organism: Pelodiscus sinensis (Chinese soft-shelled turtle)
Lineage: Eukaryota; Metazoa; Chordata; Testudines; Trionychidae
Source: RefSeq, a predicted model, not a curated record